AUGGCUGACUACCCCCCUGAUGUCACCCCUAGCGAAGGCGACAGACUCGCCGAGGUCAUCAAAGAUUGGUCACUUGCUCAUGGGUUGACUGUUAAACCACCUCCAACCCUCAUAUCUGCUGAAGCAGACCCCAAGGGAAUCCUCGCAACCGCCGUUCCGGUUACCCUGUUUCCCAGCCCAUUCCCGCGGGUCUGCUUCGACCAGGGGAUCGCCGUCCAGCAGGCAUACAACGAGUUGUAUGCAUCCAUCAGUCAAGAUGAGGACUUCCUUGCUCAGGUUGUCAAAGAAAUAGGCGACAGCGACGAUUACAUCACGGAACUGUGGAAAGUGCACUUGCGGGUGAAGCAGGAAGGCUACGUUCAAAGCAAGAGUCUCGGGCUCUUCCGGUCUGACUACAUGGUUCAUCAAUAUGCUGCCGGGUCGACACCACAGAUAAAGCAGGUCGAGUUCAACACCAUUGCUUCGUCGUUCGGUGGUCUCUCGUCACAGACGUCCCUUCUUCAUAAGUACCUUGCGUCCAACGAGUAUCCGUGGUUGGAGAAGUCAAUCAAGAGGAACUCGUUGCAACUGCCUCAGAACCAGAGCGCAGCGGGCCUGGCCAAUGGCAUUCGCCAGGCCUUCAUCGAGUACGGACCUUCUGCCACCAAUCACGAAAGAUGUGUCAUUUUCCUCGUUCAGGGGGGUGAGAGGAACAUAUUCGACCAGAAACACCUCGAAUUCGAGCUGCAGAAAUCAGAAGAGCCAAUCAUACCUGUGUUUCGUCUUCCGUUCGCAGAGAUCAUGCAGCACACCAGCAUAGCCGAAGGGGCAGGGCGCCAGCUGUUGUACCGACCGCCACAACUGCCUGCCCACACCUUUGAGGUUUCCGUGAUAUACAUGAGGUCAGGCUAUGGCCCAGGUGACUACCCUGACCAGUCUGCUUGGGAAGCCCGCUAUCAUCUGGAGAGGUCAGCAGCCAUCAAGUGCCCGACGGUCCUCACACAGGUUGCCGGUACCAAAAAGGUCCAACAGGUUCUGGCAACGCCCGAAACACCAUCGAAUCCUUCGAUCAUCGGUCGCUACAUGACUGCAGGCUCGGCCUCCAUUUCCAGCUUGACGUCUACCUUUACCAACAUCUACCCCCUGGACGAGACAGAGGCUGGUCUCAAGGCACGGAAAAUCGCGAUGGACCCCGAGCUCUGCAAGGCUUACGUCCUCAAGCCCCAGCGAGAAGGCGGUGGGAACAACGUCUACCGCUCGUCGAUCCCUGGUUUCCUCAAGACCGUACCAGAGCCGCAUUGGCCAUCCUACAUCCUCAUGGAACUGAUCACGCCUCCGCCGGUAUUCAACACCAUCCUGCGCAGCGGCCAGCUGGAACAUGGAGGCGUCAUCUGCGAACUUGGCAUAUAUGGCGCUUGCAUCUGGGACCAGCAGGCCAAGACGAUAUCGCACAAUGAUCAAGUUGGGUAUCUCCUACGAACGAAGGGUGACAAGAGCGAAGAAGGGGGCGUUGCUGCUGGGUUUGGAUGCAUGGAUAGCUGUAGUCUGGUCUAA
Molecule: messenger RNA, 1533 nt
Organism: Anthostomella pinea
Lineage: Eukaryota; Fungi; Ascomycota; Sordariomycetes; Xylariales; Xylariaceae
Source: the annotation of a GenBank genome assembly